UUUGUUACUGUCAGCAGUCCGAGGAAGCUCCGACGCGUUUUGUUGGGUUCAGUCGCUCCAAGCAAGGAAUUGUCAGAGGAAAACCAUGUCUGUCCAGGACCAGAAGUUUGAAGCUCCUAAUUUCCUCCGUGUCGACGUCGUGCUGAACCGCGCGGAGCUCUUCAGAAACGAGUGCAAGAGGCUCAUCUUGGAGACAGAGAAAGCAUGCAGACGCAUGCAGAGUGAUGACAGCAAACGUCUUGAUCAGCGGGUCAGAGACAUCCAGUUUCUGAAGAAGGAGUUGGAGCUGAAGCUGGAGGAGAUUGUUCCAGAGAUCGAUGUCCUUGUAGACUUACAAAGCAGAGUGAGGAAGGCCCUGGAGCUGAACCAGGAGGCGCUGAGAGUCACCGUUCUCUGUCUGGACGACAGGAGGAGACGGGCUCCUUCUGAAAGGAUGCCUGAUGAGGUGAACACCGAGCUGCUGAAAGAGUGGGAGACCUACGAGGAAGUGGCAUCUCUACUUCAAAGUGUGCAAGAGCAGAUCUCUGAGCAGAUACGACUGAACAGGUCUGCCAAGUACCAUUUAGAACGGGAUCUGAGGGAGAAGUUCGAAGCUCAAAACAUCGAUAACUCCUGUGCCUUGAUGACCGUCCAUUCCAUCCAUAACCUGCAGAUGUCCAAGCAAAACACAGCUGGACUGGGAAGCUUGGCAGUCACUCCAAAGCAGUGGGAGAACAUUUCAGAUCUGACCAUGGCCAAGGCGGAGCAACAGAAGAGCAACUCUUUGUCCCUGCGGGCCCUGGUGGAGUCUGUGCUCGCGCAGACAGCCACUGACAUGCAGAAGCAGUUCAAGGCUACCACAGAGGCGCUUCAGCUCCACAUUCAGCAGAUCAAGUCUACCAAGAGCCUACAGGAAGAGAAGCUGCCCAAGAUCUUGUCCGAGAUCAACAGCCAGCAGAAGAUCAGAGAGGAUCUCCAAGCAGCCAUUGCAGAGAACGAACAUUUCCUGACUCUGGCCCAGUCCCGGCUGGCCCUGCGCCAACAGAGGCCUGGCAAAGAGCAGUGCCACGACCCAGCACAGGCCCAGCUCCUCGCUGAGGUCCAGCAACUCACUGCUCACAUCAACAAACUGCGUGAGGAAGUGGCCCAGUCUGAGGAGGAGCAGAGGGCGCUGGCUCGCUGCCAGCUGGAUCUGAAGGAGAGCAUUGACACCAAGGCCAACUCUCUCUACAUUGAUGAGGUCAUCUGCAUGCAGCACAGGGAGCCCAUCAUCAUACGCAACUUCUGACCAAUCAGCGGCAGGAAGAUGUUCAAGCUGUGUAUUCAUCAGGCAUGUAAAAGAUGGAAUAUAAAAUAAAUACGGUUAUAUUAAAUAGCAGCCUUUCCUUUACCCUGUGCCUUACAGACCUUCAUCUAACUGAAGCUUUUGUGUCAGGACACUGCCUGGAAAAAGUAGUUCUGUCCUUUGAACUUCAACUUCUGUGUGUUUUAAGUGACGGACCAACACAAACUAUGAGAUGAAUGGGAAGUGAACUGAUAUGAUACAAGGUUGUU
Molecule: messenger RNA, 1533 nt
Organism: Fundulus heteroclitus (mummichog)
Lineage: Eukaryota; Metazoa; Chordata; Actinopteri; Cyprinodontiformes; Fundulidae
Gene: tekt1
Product: tektin 1
Exons: 8
Coding region: 86-1267 (393 amino acids)
Biological process (GO): cilium movement involved in cell motility; cilium assembly
Cellular component (GO): nucleus; microtubule cytoskeleton
Source: RefSeq, a predicted model, not a curated record